AUGCGGACGGCAGGACUCCAAUCCGCAUUAUGGCUCAUUUACAUGACACUGCUGGUUGGCUCACUCACUCAAACAGCUAACACGUCUCACAUCGGCCGUGUGUGCACGACAUGGGGAAACUAUCACUGGAAGACCUUUGAUGGCAACUUCUUCUACCUGCCUUCGACCUGUAACCAUGUCCUGGUCUCACAGUGUAAUCAAAACUACGAAUUUUUCAACAUCCAGAUGAGGCGCAAGACAGUCAAUAACAUCCCUACCAUCAGCAGCAUUAUCUUGAAGCUGGAAGGUUCUGAGGUUGAGCUCAACAAAAGUGCAGUAGUUUUCAACGGAAAGAGUUGUGACAAUAAGCAAUUAUGUGACCAGAUAUUCAGCAGUGCUUCGUUUGGCAACUGUAAGGGUCUUCUGGAUAUGGAAUCCUUCAUUAAAGCCUGUAAGGCUGAUAUGUGCAACCCUGAAAAUGAAACUGACUCCGUCCUCUGCAAAACCAUCUCCGAGUUCUCCAGACAGUGUGUCCAUGCAGGUGGCAAGCCCCAGCAAUGGAGGAAUGCAACCUUUUGCUACAAGAAAUGUCCGUACAACAUGGAGUUCUUGGAGUGUGCCAGUACAUGUCCUGACAGCUGCUCCAACCCUCAGACCAGCCAGACAUGUGGCAGCCACUGCCACGAUGGCUGCAGCUGCCCUGCUGGAACGGUCUUCGAUGACAUCAGUAAGACUGGCUGCAUUGCAGUGGAUCAGUGUCCAUGUGUGCACAACGGCAACGUGUACAAAUCAGGAGAGUCCUACUCUUUCAACUGUAGAAGCUGCGUGUGCAAGAGUGGCCAGUGGAAGUGUACAGAAGAGAACUGUCCAGGAACCUGCUCUGUGGAGGGAGGCGCUCAUAUCAACACCUUCGAUGGAAAAAUCUACACCUUCCAUGGGGACUGCUCCUACGUUCUGGCUAAGCAAAGUAACGGCUCCUUGUACACUGUUCUGGUGGACCUGGUCAAGUGUGGUCUGGCUGACAGUCGGACUUGCCUAAGAGCAGUAACUCUGGCCUUGUACAGCAAUUCUGUGCAAGAUUCACGCUGA
This is a messenger RNA of Acanthopagrus latus (yellowfin seabream), 1068 nucleotides long. RefSeq names its product mucin-5AC-like. Bases 1 to 1068 code for a protein of 355 amino acids. The transcript has 9 exons. Gene Ontology annotation, molecular function: protein binding. The record is from RefSeq and is a predicted model, not a curated record. Gene Ontology annotation, cellular component: extracellular matrix. NCBI's taxonomy places the organism in Eukaryota, Metazoa, Chordata, Actinopteri, Spariformes, Sparidae.